Messenger RNA from Hypanus sabinus (Atlantic stingray), 3071 nucleotides. It is a transcript of the gene tmem130, whose product is annotated as transmembrane protein 130. The record is from RefSeq and is a predicted model, not a curated record. The coding region runs from base 61 to 1476 and encodes 471 amino acids. NCBI's taxonomy places the organism in Eukaryota, Metazoa, Chordata, Chondrichthyes, Myliobatiformes, Dasyatidae. The transcript is spliced from 8 exons.
CACAGGGUGGCGAGGGUUGGCAGAUGGAUCUUGACUCAUAGGAAGUACAAAGGCUGGUUGAUGUUGGGCUGGCACUGGGGAAAGCUCAGUCCGGAGCUGGAAGCUUUCAGGUCGGGAACCAUGAACGUCGUCUCGCUCGUGUUCCUGUUGAACGCCGCUCUACCGGCAGGAGGUUCUUCGCUCUAUAACUUGGUUCUGAGCACCGACAGUCCCAUCACCACAGGUGCCGAGGGCUUGGUGGAGGCCCGGCUGAUACACAGGGCUGGGGCGCAACUCGUUCCCCGCUUCCUCGCCUUCCACUGGGACGUGCCGAGGCCGCUGUCCGUCGUGCGCCGCUCGGAGGGAGAGCUGGACAGCGCCCUGGUCGUGCGCAGCCGGGCUCCGGGCUUCUACCGACUCCGCGCCUGGGUGAGCCGAGCCGAGUGUUGGAGGUGUCCGCCGCUUGCCCGCGGGGUUACAGUCCUGCGUGUGGCAGACUCCGUAAUGGGAACAGUUUCAUUGACACAAACGAACAGAAGUGUCACUUCUUUGACCAAUGUGUAUGAACUGGCCACAAACACACCAACAAAAAUCUCAUUCAUCCUCUACGACCCCAGCGGAUAUUUCAACACGGCAUCGUUCCGCUACAGCUGGCGCUUUGGAGAUGGGGAGCGAGCUGUCACAAAUGAUUCAAGUGUGUUCCACAUCUACCCAAAGGCAGGCGUUUACCAAGCUCACGUUGAUGUCCUUGCGUCCCUCAGCCACUUCCGGAGGAAGACUGGCAUCUUCGGUGCCACACUGAGCCUCCUAGAUCCAAUCAAGGCAAUUGAGAUCAAGAGCACAGAUGACAAGCGUACAAGUGACAUCCGCAAUUUCCAGUUGCAUAUUAAUGGCAGCCCACCACUGCAGAUCUGCUGGCUGCUCUCCCAGGACUGUACCCCCAUCGUCGGCCACAAGUGUCAGCCGGUACAUCUGGAGCACUCGCGCAACUACAACCUGAGCCACAGCCCGGCCUCUCCGGGACCGUACUCCUUAAGCGUGCGGGCUGAGAACAACGUGAGCACCUUCCAGACCUGCUACAGGGUAACCUCGUGGCAAAGUGGUAUUCACCAGGUGUGGUUCAUUGUUCUCAGUGUGACCCUAUUGACUGUGCUUCUGCUUGUCAUUCUGUCCACCAUGGUGAGGAACCACAGACCCCGGAAAAACUUUGUUGAGGUAGCAGAUUUUGACUUCUGUCCAAGCAAAGGGAAGCUGGUGCACGAGAAGCGAGCUUGGCCGGGGACGGUCGCUUCCCCCUGCUGCGGAACGGGUCUGACCCUGGGCAGGGAGUCACGGAGCCACGGCAUCAGGGAGGCCCACCCCCUCCUGAAGUUCAGCGGCAGCCCCCCGCAGGACUACCGCACCUGGGAGCGCCGCUCCACUGCGCCCGGGGCCGGCCACUCCCCCAGCUACGACAACAAUGCUCGUUCGCACAGCGCUUCUGGGAGCACGGGAUGAAAGCUAGGUGGCUCCCAGGCGGCACCGCGGCAAAGAGAGUAGAGCCCUGGAGACCUGACGUCCGCCGCCGUCUGUGUGGAGUUCGAUAUUGGUACUGUUUUUAUUAGAGAGAGAUCACAUUGGGGGAAAGAUCCCCCACAUCCUUCUGAGCAUCAACUGAAGGCCCAGAGACAACUAACGCUCCUGAAAAGUUAACUUCUUGAUCCUGAGAUCAUCUGACCUCCUCUGGACCUUUUCCAAUGCCAGCACAUCCUUUCUUCGAUAAGGGGCUCCAAACUGUUCACAAUACCCCAAAUGCAGUCUGAGCAAUGCUUUAUAAAGCCCCAGCGUUACAUCAUUACUUUUAUGUCUGGUCCUCAGAAUUGGAAUCAGAAUCGGGUUUAAUGUCUCUGGCACACGUCAUGAAAUUUGUUGUCUCUGCGGCAGCAGUACAAUGCAAUACAUGAUAAUAGAAAACAAGACAUGAAUUAUAGUAUGUAUAUAUAGUUAGAUUAAAUAAGUAGUGUAAAAAUAGAAAUUAAAAAGUAGUGAGGUAGCAUUCAAUGUCCAUUCAGAAAUCGGAUGGCAGAGGGGAAGAAGCUGUUCCUGAAUCGCUGAGUGUGUGCCUUCAGGCUUCUGUCCCUCCUUCCCGAUGGUAGCAAUGGGACCAGGGCACGUCCUGGGCAGUGGGUGCUCUUAAUGUCGGAUACCACCUUUCCGAGGCAUCACUCCAUGGAUCCUGGAUCCCGCAGAGGCUGGUGCCCAUGAUGGAGAAGACUAACUUUACAACUCUGGAGCUUAUUUCAAUUCUGUGCAGUAGCCCCGCUCCCUACCCCCGUACCAGACAGUGACGCAGCCAGCUAGAAUGCUCUCCACAGCACAUCUCUGGAAAGCUGAGAGUAUCUUUGGUGACAUAUCAAAUCUCCUCAAACUCCUAAUGAAAUAUAGUCGCUGUCACACCACCUUCAUGAUUGCAUCAAUAUGCUGGGCUCAGGAUUGACCUUCAAGGUUUAGUGCAAGUUUAUAGUUGCAACACCACUUAACCAGCUGAUCUAUCGCGCUCCUGUGUGCCUCCUCAUCACCAUCUUGCAUCCUACAGACAACAGUUGGGUCAUCGGCCAUUUUAUAGAUGGUGUUUGCACUAUGUCCAAGCACAGCAUUGGGUGUAGAGACAGGAGAGCAGUAGGCUGAUGAAGUGUUCUUGAGGAAUGCACUAGAUGGGCUGAAUGGCCAGCGUUGUUAACCCAGAGGGUAAACAAAACAACAGUAGGCACUGAAGCAGUUCAGAGACAGUUUUUUUUUGACAAAGGACUGACAGAAAUUAACAUAUUAAUGGGCGCCACAGUAAUGUAGUAGUUAGCACAACAGUAUUACAGCUCAGGGCAUUAAAGUUCGGAGUUCAAUUCUGGCGCCAUCUGUAAGAAAGCUUAUAUAUUUUUCCCACGAGAAUGCAGGUUUCCUCUGAGUGCUCUGGCAUUCUGCCCACAGUCCGAAGAUGUACAUGGGUAGGUUAAUUGGUCAUUGUAAAUUGUCCUGUGAGGGUUAGCUGGGUUGCUGAGUGUCACAGUUCAAGAGGAUGGAAGGGCCUAUUGUACUGUAUCUCGAAAUAAAAAUAU